Messenger RNA from Aplysia californica (California sea hare), 9319 nucleotides. Its product is annotated as rap guanine nucleotide exchange factor 2. Lineage: Eukaryota; Metazoa; Mollusca; Gastropoda; Aplysiida; Aplysiidae. Gene Ontology annotation, biological process: Ras protein signal transduction; positive regulation of GTPase activity. Gene Ontology annotation, cellular component: plasma membrane; apical plasma membrane. The transcript is spliced from 31 exons. The record is from RefSeq and is a predicted model, not a curated record. The coding region runs from base 519 to 6404 and encodes 1961 amino acids. Gene Ontology annotation, molecular function: guanyl-nucleotide exchange factor activity; protein binding.
GAUAAAGCCAGUCAACAUGUGAAGAAUACCGGCACAAUAAAGUCUAUGUGGGUCUUUCGUCAGUAGUGCCUAUGAAUCAUUGAAUCACCGGACUGCAAUCUGAGCUCGUGUUUGUGUCUGAGUCUAACCGUAUGCUAUUUGACGAUUUCUUUAAGACCUUACUCUUUGUGUCAUGACAAUCAGGUGUCAGUUGGAGCGCACUUUUAUAUCGCAAAAAAAUGUGUUUAAAGGGCUGUUGAGCGUGUCCUCGUACAUAUUAUGUUCAUAUUCGGCGUGGCCUAUCCGCCUGGCUGUAUGUGGACCUUUUUGUGAAGAACUCGCGCUGGCAUCAAGCGCACUACAAGUACGUGUCCAGAUGUUUGGCGAUAUGGGACUUCUGUAUUGCUAGACCACCGAAAACAACUCAGUGACAGGUGCCACCACCACAAUAACGGCUCAAACAGCUAUAACAAGUUCUAGAUCAACAACAAUAAGGCAGCAACGCAAACCUUUAAGAAUAACAGUUACCCGGUCUCCUUAUGUUCGUGUACGUGCUCGGAAGACCCCCAGACGAGUCUGGCCAGGCGCCCACCAGUCGCAGAAGUCACUGCUCCGAGCCCACACCCCCGACACAAUCUCCCCAUGUUGGUCCGACCAGACCUGGCUCAGUCUCUGGUGAGCUGCUUCCUCUCGCGCCGGGAGAGUCUUGCCGUCCUUCGCCUUGGUCUGUUACUUGCACACCCAGAUCUAACAACUCCGGGCGUCUCAGUCGGAAAGAUGUGUACGCAAGGGGACACAGCUCUAGCUUGGACGGAGACCAGUCUCCUGCCCCCAGCAUUAGUAGUCACGAUGGGUCACUCUGGGGACAAGAGAGUCUCGAUCAAGAUAAUAACGACGUGUUUUACGAACAGCCUAGCCGACUUCAGAGUCCUCUCAGUGGGUUCAAAUUCAAAUCCUUCGUCGGUGAAACGACUGCUAUGUCGUCUUACUACGGGCAGUUCGCCACGUGGUCACCAGUGCUGGAAGAUAGUCGUAAACGAUUUGUACCGAAUGGAGGUGACGGUGGGGCUAGGUUUGUGGAGGAAAUGUGCUCUGACCAGAGGAUUGUCUCUGUCCAGAAGGAGAAUACUGUUCACAGGGUCCUUCGCCACAGGUCUGCCUGCGAGCAGCGCAUGGUAAGAGAUAACCACCACCCUGUCCGCAGCAGCUGGACGCCCCAUGAGUCUGAUAGGGCCCGCAGUUCAAGUACCCCUGCGUCGGUCUCGAGGUCGCAGUUUCCGCACGAGCCGUCGGUGUUUUCCGUUGGAUUUCGUCAGCCAGAACAGCCUGGGAACUCUUUUGGUUUCCCUGAUUUUCUCUCCCCGUACAGUAAUACUCUUCCAACAGUGAAACCGUUUUCUCAAACGGACUAUUGGCACCGCACUGCUGUCUAUGUCGGUGAGACGGGCCCGGGUUCGAAUCCUCUGCAUCAUCCACCGCACGGACACGAACCCCUUUCCUUUGUUCGCCAACAAUUUGUGGACGCGUCGGUUACGCGAGAGUUUUCUUUGCCUCAUGAGAUGACGAAUGCACCUCGGGCAUAUCAUCACUUCUCUCAGAACGACCAGUCCUGGCAUUUUCCUCUCUCUGACACGGGACGAAGGCCAGGAUUCGGCCGUGCCGCAAGCGCUGAUAGCUCCCCACGCCACGGGUAUGCUCCUUGUACUUCCGUGGCGUCGCCUUCAGUAACUCGUUCCAGGGUCUCGACGCCUUAUGGCAAAGAAAACGUGUCUGUGUCCAAGGAAGAUGGAGACUGUCUGUUUGCAAGGACUCGUUUAUCGAGUUGGCCUUCUUCUGAAGUGGAGAGAUUUCACGAAACCCUUUCAAAUCAAAAUUGCCAGUCCAGGGAGUCGAACAUCUCGAACCCAGCACUCUGCGAUUGCCCCACGUGCCUCAGACAGAGCCGAAAGGCACCUGGGCGCGACGUCAGUUACAUGCUAGGACGUCAUACCGUGCGCUCGUCCACUCCCCCUUUUCCUCCCGCGGGGACCUUGGAUUCCAUGACUUGUGUGAGUAACGAUAAGAGUAAAACUGACGGUGGAAAUGGUAACGGUGGUGUUGGAUCUGGUCUGGCGAGAAAAGACAUACCGCACGGGGUGUAUUUCUCCUCGACAAAACAGCGUAACCUAAUUAUUUCACCCAGCACUCUGCCCAGCUCACCAACAGCGCAGCGUGACCUAAUUAUGUCAUGUGGCUCGAUGACCACGCCCCCUGCGUCACGCGGCUGUGACCUUCGGUCGAGGACACUGGACGAAGCGAGGAACAGCAGAUCACCGCUCGCCGGACCCUCUGAGCCACGAGUCAGGCGGUCUCAAGCAUUCGAAGGAAACAGCUUCGGCCGUCGCAGCCCGGGCAGCUCUCGGAGAACCAGCGAGUGCCUUACACUGGAGCCGGCCGAGAUGAUCGUGAUCGACUAUCCUGAUGCGGCGGCCAUGAAGUCUGCGAGCCAGGCGCGUGCCGUGGUGUCGGCGUCCAACGUGGAGUACCUUCUGCAGCAGCAGCACGAGGCGCAGGCCGGCUCCAGGCCCAUGAGGAGGAUGAACUCCGACAGCGUCAUCGAGCAGAUGCCAGACGAUGCCGCAUGCGGUACCCACCCGUACCUGGGUUCAGCAGAGCAGUUUUACCCUUCUGCAGGGAGUGUCGGGGGUCACGAGCAUGCGGGGGGUGGGGGAGGCAGCAGCAAGCGUCUGUCCCGGGCCAGUGACACGUCCAGCGCCUACAGCGGCUCGGACGUGAUGCACACCUCACUAGAUGACCCGGAGGCGCCGGACGUCGAUCUGAGUGGGCUGGCCGAGAGCAUGGUCGACUCGGAUGAUGAGGAGGGCUAUGCUGAGUCCACUGAGUCUUUUACGAUCCGUGAUGCUGAGCGGGACUGUCUGGAGAAAGAGCCCUCAGAAAGAACGGAGGAAGACAUACAGAUAUUGCUCAACUUUACGCAGCAUCUUAAGGCAUUCUCUAACAUGACAGAGCACACGCGGAGGCUCCUGUGCGAGGUCAUGGUGUUUGCCAUCGUUCCCAAGGAGGGCACCAUCGUCAUGAAGGAUGGGGAAGAGCUGGACUCUUGGUCUGUCAUUCUCAACGGGGAGGUGGAGAUCACACGGCCCCAUGGGGUCCGGGAACGCCUGCAGAUGGGGGACAGCUUCGGCAUCAGCCCCACCAUGGAGAAGCUGUACCACCAGGGGGUCAUGAGGACCAUAGUCAACGACUGCCAGUUUGUAUGCAUCGCCCAGUCCAGUUACUACAGGAUUCUACACCAGGGUGAGGAGAACAUUCUGAAACAUGAAGAGAAAGGUCGUGUUGUGAUGGUCACUGAGCACAGAGAGCUGGACGGAGGAAACAGGAAGGGACACAUAGUCAUUAGGGGUACCCCCGAGCGACUAAUGCAGCACCUGGUGGAGAGUCACUCUGCCAUUGACCCUACCUACGUAGAGGACUUCCUGCUCACGCACCGCACCUUCCUCAGCAGCCCCCUUGACCUGGUCCGACGUUUGCUGGACUGGUUCCAAAACGACGAUCUCAAGACCAACGUGACCAAAGUAGUUCUUCUGUGGGUGAACAACCACUUCAACGACUUUGAGACCAACCACGACAUGUGCGAAUUCCUAGAGCACUUUGAGUGUCUGUUGGAAAAAGAGAGAUCUGAAAAUGAUUUUGAGAAACUGAUGGGGCAGCUGAGUUUGCUGAACAUGGCGUGUGCAGCCAAGGCGAGACUGCGCACCGUGACCCUGACGCGAGCCACGAGGGAAGAGAUCCUGCACUUUUCAAUCCUUGGUGGUGUUGAGAAAGGCCAUGGCAUAUUUGUGGCCAAGGUCCAGCCACAGUCUAAAGCUGCAGAGGCCGGCUUGAAGCGGGGGGAUCAGAUCCUAGAAGUAAAUGGGCACAAGUUCCAGCAGAUCUACUACAACAAAGCACUGGAAAUUCUGCGGGGAACCACCCACCUGUCCAUUGUUGUCAAGUCAAACCUGCAAGAGUUCAAAGACAUGUUGAGAGCCUCGGAAAAGAACACUCCACGCAAAGUAAAGCGGGAAGAUGGGAAUGUGCCCAAUGCCAAGCAGCGACUGUCUGUGCCAGACCUGGACUCUACGGCCCCCAUGUUCACAGAGCAAGGGGAUGGCAAAAAGACAGAGAAACGCAGCGGCAUCUUUGGGUCCACUUCCCGAUUGCGGAAAGCUCUAACACGAAUAAACUUCAUGCCCAAGAACUUGAAUGGCCGUGAGUCCGGCUCAAUCAACCACUCUGACGAGAGCCUGUACUCCAAGCCAUCCCGCAAGUCCUCCACUUCCUCCUCCUCAUCAACAGCCGGAGGUACCCUUAACAACCACCUGAGCGCCAGUAACCCGGAUAUCACAUCUGUUGGACUCAUCGUGGAUGAUCGGAACGAGAUGCCGGAGCAUGUGGUCAAGGUGUACAAGUCUGACCAGACCUUCAAGUACCUCCUUAUUCACAAGGAAACCACAGCAAAGGAGGUGGUCAUGCUAGCUUUACAGGAAUUUGGAAUUACAGAACCCAGCUGUGAGUUUUCUUUGCGAGAAGUAACAGUGGAGAUGGAGAAAUUCAUCAAGAGCAAACGUCUUCCUGACUCCUUAAACAAUUUGCCAGAGAGGUUGAAUCUCAAUGGGCGUCGGGCGCUCCCUCGUGUGCUUAGGUACUACCUGAAGAACAAUCGGAGCUCGGAGCCGCUGAUCCCAGACGAGCUGAUUGGCCAGCUGUUGAUGGAGAGCCAGAUCAGCCUACUGCAGCUAACGGCCCAUGAGGUGGCCUGGCAACUAACGCUCAACGACUACCGUGUCUUCCGCGAGAUCGAGCCCACAGAGUAUGUGGACGACCUCUACAACCUGCAGUCCAAGUUUGGUUGUGCACAGCUGCACAAAUUUGCGGAGCUGGUCAACAAGGAGAUGUUCUGGGUGGUCACAGAGAUCUGCAGCGAAGCAAAUCUAGUCAAACGCACCAAGUUGCUCAAGCAUUUCAUCAAGAUAGCCAUGCACUGUAAAGAUUCCAAGAACUUCAAUUCCAUGUUUGCCAUACUGAGUGGCCUGGGUCACGGCUCCAUCUCUCGGUUAAAACUGACCUGGGAAAGACUGCCCAGCAAAUACUCCAAGCUCUUCCAGGAUUUACAAUCUUUCAUGGAUCCCUCCCGGAACAUGGCAAAGUACCGCAAUCUCAUCAACAGUGUACAGGCUCCCUUUAUUCCAUUUUUCCCAAUCUUCAAGAAAGACCUUACCUUCAUCCACUUGGGCAAUGACUCUCAUGUUGAUGGUUUGGUCAACUUUGAAAAACUGCGCAUGAUUGCAAAGGAAGUCCGAAAUAUAUGCAGCAUCUGCUCAACAACAUAUGACUCGAACAACAUGUUCCUGAGCACCAACAACAGCUUCCAGAGUGCACUGGUUUCGGGAGUGACCACACUGAAGCGCACCAAGAACAGACGCGGAUCGGCUUUGCCCAAUGCCAAGAAGAUGUACGAAGAGGCCCAGAUGGUACGACGAGUGCGGUCCUACCUAAGCAACAUGCCCAUCAUCAGUGAUGAGGAAAAGCUCACAGAACUUUCCAGUGCCUGUGAGGCUCCAGUUCGGCGACGUGAUGCAUCACCAAGUGUGAAUAACUCGCCCAAUAUGGAGGAGAAGCGCAUUGUGACUCCGGCAGGACCCAAGUUUGGUGCGGAAUCACCAGGAGCCGUGCGAAAACUAAUGGCCCUCUCCGACAAGGUCCGGCCACACAAUCCCAAAAUCCCCGUGGGCAAAGUGGUCAGCCCUACGGCUGCGCGACGUGGGCCUGGUGGUGGGCCCACCUCUCCGCGGAUUGGGCCUUCAUCGCGUCCUUUGCCAGUCAACCUGACCCCAGAGAGUUCAUGCCUGGGUCAGGGCCCCCGCAAGCAGCCCAUUCGUACGGGUUCUAUGGGCUCCACAGACUCUGCAAGCCCCACAGGCAGCGUGCGUGGCUUCAAGGGCCACUACUCCUCUGAGAAUGACUCUGGUCACAGCAGCAUUGGCUCCAAUGUGUCACCACCCCAGCACCGCCGCUUGACCGCUCCCGCUGGACCUGUAUACUGCCCAGUGCCAGGCCAGCCCCCUCACUUCAGGCCUCCCCUCCCAUCGUACAGUACAGUCAUGCACAACUCUGCGGCAGCCAUGUCAGCCCCUGUCGUGUCCAACUACGCCUCACAUCCUGGCUUCCCCGUGGGUAGACGGCCUCCACUUCCGGAUUACCAGGCAGCCACCAAUAUGGCGCAAAUGGCGCGUCGACAGCAGCAGCAACAACAGAUGCGAGCAUACUCACACGACACUGGUGUCUACAUAGGUGUGGGUCAUGGGCCAGUGGCCGCAGCCGACAGUGACUAUGAUACUCCCCCAGUCGAAGGUGGCGAAGAAGAGCAAGUCUCAGCAGUAUAGCAGAGGACACUCAAAGCUUGUUCAUUGUCUCAGUAACUACUUCCAUACAGUCCAGAGAUGCCGUCCACCACUGCCUGAAGGGCCGGAACUCUUCUUGUACUGGAAGUUCCGAAUACUCACAGGGUGUACAGAACACUGAGUAGUCUCUGCCACACUCCGCUGAUCACAACUUCCCACCCACAAACAGAUGGCGUGCUCUUACUGCACUGGGCUCUUCCCCUCUCCGACAACGAUGGAGCACAUUUCCAUUCGCUUUUUAAAAAUCCUUCCUGCUCUCGUCAACUCCCGGAUAAUAUGGGGACUUGUUGCACAUUUAAACCACAAACGUUUGACUUGUUCUGUUCCCUGUUCUGAGUGGUUUCUUCACAAGUUGCAUCUCCCUCCACCUCCUGGAAGACGACAUACCCGAGGGGCAGAAAAGUUCUGCUUUGUACAGCCACUUAUUUAUUCUGAAAGGAGAGAGUAAAUUGAGUUUUGCUGCUUAUUGCAGCCGGUUUCAUAAACACACACGAGAGGAAUACACUUAUGGCAUUGUUGCUGCGAUCACCGUUCCACCGUUUACAUCUGCAGUGCAGGAGGAGGUUCUCCCCUUUCCCUCGUCCCCAACAUCCUCUUUGAUGCAGCAGAUGAAAGACAGUCUUUUCAGCUGUGUGUUUCUCCGGUGUUCAGACUUUUUGUAGUCCAGACUUAUUUCUGAAUGGCAUUUUCUGAUGGAGUGACACACAUACACACACACACAUAUCAAUCGUGCUAUCUCAGCAAGGGCAAAUUUUGUGUUUGUUCUCAAGGGAUCUAUAAUGUGAUGCCCUUGGUCAAAUUGUUUCAUGUUUGUCAGGGUCUCUACCCCCCUCCCCCCACCCCAAGUUUCCAGAUUGUGAAUGGAUAAGUGUUUGAAAAAUGUCAAGUUGCAACUGUGUGACCAAAUUUAUGGACUUUGUAUUUUAUCUUUUUAGCAUUUUUACUGCUCAUUUCCAGUCAGGUCUGAGUCAUGAGUGAACUGUCAAUAGUUACUAUAAUAGGAGCCCGGAAAUUGAAAUCAAAUUUAGAACUUCAUUCAGACUUAUUUCAAUGGCAAUGGACCCAAAUGCUGUUUUGUGGUCUGUAACAAACUCAACUAAUGCACAAAUGGUUAAAGUGAUCAGGGAUCUGCACGUAGGCAACAAUGUGGGAAAAUUUAGUAAGAUUACUGUUCUGUGAUAUGCUUCAAGCCUUGAUAUAAUUGGAAAAGAUUUUUUUGUGAUCACUUUUCAUGACUUAUAUAGAUAGUUACUGAGUUUGGUAUCUUUUAUUAGCAAUGACCACUCUUCAUUUUUUUCUUUUUUUUUUUCAGGUUCAGUUAAGUUAAUACUGCCUAUUAUUUUUAGUACCUUUGUACUGACCCUAUAGAUUUUAAGAAAUCAUUAAGUAUUUCAAAAAUGCUUCAAUCAAGUUAUCAGAGAUAAUUAGUCUUACUUCUUUCAUUGUUACCUUGCUCCAUAUUUGUGAUAAGAGCCUUUUAUGAUCAAAAGUGUGCCAAAAACAUCUCUGCAGUGUCAAGUAAACUUGCAGUUAGUUUUGCUUUUUCUCCUUCUCAUGACACAUCAUGGACAGAAGGGCCCAGGCCAUGUCACAGAGUCAGAAAAACGAGGGGAAUAAAAAGAGAGCAGGAAAGUCCCAUUUUAAACAUCUUUUUUGGAAAUUUGUCACGCAGUGGUGCCUACAAAGACUUGCAAAUGGUACAAAGGACAGUUCACAUACGUGGAGAAAGGAUUAAUCAACAAAAGUGAUACCAUCCAUUACUUGUUGCUACAGAGGUGUGGUUUGUAACUUUUGCUGUCUAUGUUCCGAAAAUGGUCACAAUUUUAAUGUUUCCUCUGUGGUCAGUCUGUUACAGUUUGGACUGACAUGUUUUAAUUUGAGUUGGACUUCCUCCUUCCGGACACAUGUGAUACUUCCAGUUGUCAUGUAGUGCUGUAUUGUCUUGCUUAGGUCUGUUAGUAUUGUUGUUUGAACCUUUUCAAAUGAAGUGCAUGAGGUGAAUAUCUUGAAUUUUGUACAGAGAUUAUAUACAGCACAUUUAAACACAAUGGUUAUGUGCAUGGCUGCUGUGACUGCUUGUCAUGAGAGAUUUGUUUCGAGUAUACAUCUGCCAGUGCAAUUUUAACACAGUGUGCAACUUGGUCAUCCAUCUUUCCCCAUUGUAGCUUCUUUGGCAGUUGAUCAGACUGUGUAUCCAGUGUUGUCUUUUCCCCUGGGGGGCGAGCAGCUGCUUGGUGCAAUGUCAUACAGACUCAUGAUGGAACCUGCCCCUCAAGAUAUUCUUUCUUUUUUCUCUCUUCGCAAAGGAUUAUACAUUCAGUUAAUCUGGUUUGUUGACGUUCUGCUUAAGUAUGGGAUUGAGGAUGAGAUAUUGUUAUGAUUGUUUGUCUUGUCAUUAAAAUUGUAAUCUUAGAAAGUGAUAUUCAGCUCUUACAUGUACUUUUUGAACCCUACAGUCAUUUGAGGAAGCAAGGCAAAUAACAGCCAGUUCGUCUUUCAUGUCAGGGCAGUUGGGAUGGGUUGGCAUUAGGAUGUAAAAUACUCCUGGCUUUAUUCUAAUUUGCAUAGAAAAUUAAUUAUAAAUUUCUUCCAAUGAAACACUAUAUCUUAUCUUUAGAAUGGUCAUGACUGCUCAGGUGUGACUCAAACCUGUAAGGAAUUCUUGGGUGCUUAAGUGUAGUAUUUCUCUUCUGUAUUUUUUUGUGUUUCACUAUUAUGCACAUUUGUCAAAAACCUUGGUUUAAAUGAUGCUGCUGGUUAUUGGGUCAGUGAUUGAUUGUCUUGCUGGGGUAGAUGUUCCUGAUGUGUGCCAGGUUGCUGGUAACUCCCCUUUGUUUUCUUCCUUUCUCUCUCUCUCUCUCUCUCUCUCUCUCUCUCUCUCUCUCUCUCUCUCUCUC